GGAAACCCCGCAUCCAGCAGCAGCUUGUAUAAAGGCUGAAUGAGGCUCGGCCUUCAUUACUUCGGUCUCUGCUCAGUUUUUAUUCUUCGUGCCACGUCUGAAGCUUUUCGUCACCAUGAAUCUGUGGCUUAGCGCUCAUUUCCUGUUUGCGGGGUUGUACCUGAGCAGCUCGGCUCCGACGCGUGAGGAGUGCAGCGGCUUGGUCACGCCUCUGUCCAUGAGCGACCCCAGCGUGAUGUACGGCAGGUUGAACUUCAUCAUGGGCUACGCUGAUCAUGAAGCAUAUAGCUCCAUCCUGAAAGUGACUGAGAGCUCCUGGGUGAAAAUCAGUGCGUCACCGGAUGAUGUCACAAGUAUUUUAAUGACUCAGGAAGACAGAAUAAAUGGAACUUGCUCCGGCUCAACAAACAAAGUAAAGAUCGAAGGCGACACUCUUUCUACAGACGUGUAUAACGUCACCUCGAGCUUCCACGUGCUGCAGACCGGCGACUUUUUCAGCUUCAGCAUCAACAGCACGGCCAGAAACAUCGGAAAGCUCCUCACCUUGAUCAAGCUGGAAGGCCCUUUUCCAGAUGACAUCACCAGCCGGGCCUUUUAUGUGUUUUCACGAGAAUCGACCGUGAAGGACUCGGAUCUGGAACAGUUCAAGAAGCAGGCGAGCUGCUUCGGCUUCACCCAAGAACCAGACUUCCUCUUCGACCCCACGAAAGAGUUCUGCGCUGAAGGCGACGGCAUCAGGGUCGUAUUACCAUGAUGUUGUAGAAACUGAGGAAGUAAAGAAACAGUGACUCUAAAC
Molecule: messenger RNA, 796 nt
Organism: Scomber japonicus (chub mackerel)
Lineage: Eukaryota; Metazoa; Chordata; Actinopteri; Scombriformes; Scombridae
Exons: 6
Coding region: 116-754 (212 amino acids)
Source: RefSeq, a predicted model, not a curated record